CCCGAGCUCGGCGGGUCGCUGUGGGGGGUGAGGGGUUGUGUGCGGUCCCUCGUGCGUCCGGCCUGCGCCGCGCUUGAGCUCGCGACUUGUGACCUCGGGUGUCCCUAACCGCCCCCCUCGCGCCGGCUGCUCCUCCGCUCGGGAUGUCGGUGCCGGCCAAGCGGUGCGGGCGGCCGCCCGUGCUGUCCUUCCUGGAGAAGAAGAAGAGGAAGCAAAGCCUGGACAGGCGACGGGGGAAGACGAGGAUCUACGUGGGGAACCACAUCGACCGGUGGCUGACGCUGAAGGAGAAGUUGGAUUUCAGAAACGAUGCUGAAGUCGCGGGGUUUUUGCUGGACUUGUACGACAACUAUGACCCCCUGUUAAAAACGUCGAUGUGCGCACUGCCCGAGGGUGCGAGAAGGAUCGCCAUGAAGGAGGGAAGAUCCCCCCUGCCCGAGGACACUUCUUUAAUAGCAGCUGACGGAACAUAUGGCAACGAUGACCAGCUGUCUAAAGAAUCUACUUGUUCUGGACCUGAAGAUGUGAGAAUUGUAACUGUGAAAGAAGAGAGGGAUUUGUCAGAUGACUGCUUGUCAGCAGAGACAGAUGACACAUGUACUUUCAGGUUUCCCAGCACAAACAUCAAGAUAACAUUCACAGCUCUGUCCAAUGAAAAGAGAGAAAAACAGGAGGCCCCAGAGUCCCCAGUGAAACCCGUGCAACCCCAGAUCUCUCCCUUAACAAUAAACAUUCCAGACAACAUGGCUCACCUGAUCAGCCCUCUCCCUUCUCCCACAGGAACUAUCAGUGCUGCAAAUUCCUGCCCAUCUAGCCCCCGUGGUGCAGGCUCUUCAGGGUACAAAAUGAGUCGUGUAAUACCAUCUGACCUACAUUUAAUGGCUGACAAUUCACAGUCAGAAAAUGACAAGGAAGCAUCGGGUGGAGAUAGCCCAAAGGAUGACUCAAAGCCACCUUAUUCCUAUGCACAACUAAUAGUACAAGCAAUUACAAUGGCACCUGAUAAGCAGCUUACACUAAAUGGAAUUUAUACGCACAUAACUAAAAAUUAUCCAUACUACAGAACAGCAGACAAGGGCUGGCAGAAUUCAAUACGCCACAAUCUCUCUCUGAAUCGUUAUUUCAUCAAAGUACCACGUUCCCAGGAAGAACCAGGCAAAGGCUCGUUCUGGAGGAUAGAUCCUGCCUCUGAAAGCAAAUUAAUAGAGCAGGCUUUUAGGAAAAGGCGGCCUAGGGGAGUACCUUGCUUUAGAACCCCUCUGGGACCACUCUCUUCUAGAAGUGCCCCAGCUUCUCCUAAUCAUUCUGGAGUGUUAUCUGCACACUCCAGUGGAGUACAGACCCCAGAAAGCCUGUCAAGGGAAGGAUCUCCAGUCCCAAUGGAACCUGAACCUAGUGCUAUCCAGCCAAAAUUAGCAGUAAUACAAGAAGCACGGUUUGCACAGAGUGCCCCAGGAUCACCUCUAUCUAGCCAACCAGUUUUAAUUACUGUACAACGGCAGCUACCACAAACUAUUAAACCUGUCACCUAUACUGUUGCAACUCCUGUGACAACAUCAACAUCCCAGCAGCCUGUAGUUCAAACCGUUCAUGUUGUUCACCAGAUACCAGCUGUGUCUGUCACGAAUGUGACUGGAUUAGCACCAGCAAACACUUAUACUGUAGCUGGACAGGCAGUGGUCACACAAGCUGCAAUGGUAACCCAGCCUAAGGUAGAACCUCAAGAGAAUGGAGACCACAAAGAAGUAAAAGUUAAAGUGGAACCUAUCCCUGCUAUUAGCCAUGCUACAAUAGGAGCUGCUAGCCGCAUCAUUCAGACAUCUCAGACCACGCCCUUACAGACAGUUACUAUAGUGCAACAGGCACCACUAGGUCAACACCAGCUACCAAUAAAAACUGUAACACAGAAUGGAACACACAUAGUACCUAUCACCACAGCGAUACAAGGGCAAGGCAACACUGCUACUGCAAGUCCUUUGCAUAUGUUAGCAACCCAUGCAUCAGCAUCGGCGUCUCUUCCAACAAAACGCCAGAAUGGAGACCAGUCGGAACAGCAAGAACUUAAACGUAUCAAAACAGAGGAUGGAGAAAGCAUAGUCAUAGCUGUUAAUGUGGACACCCCAUCUGUUGCAGUGAGUGAUCAAGGCAGCCAGAACUAGAAACUUUAGAGGAGUUUGCUUUUU
Gavialis gangeticus (Gharial) is the source of this 2183-nucleotide messenger RNA. It is a transcript of the gene FOXK2, whose product is annotated as forkhead box K2. The transcript is spliced from 11 exons. Gene Ontology annotation, molecular function: RNA polymerase II cis-regulatory region sequence-specific DNA binding; DNA-binding transcription factor activity, RNA polymerase II-specific. NCBI's taxonomy places the organism in Eukaryota, Metazoa, Chordata, Crocodylia, Gavialidae. Gene Ontology annotation, biological process: regulation of transcription by RNA polymerase II. The coding region runs from base 144 to 2159 and encodes 671 amino acids. The record is from RefSeq and is a predicted model, not a curated record.